AUGAUGAAGUUUCGGUUCCGGCGGCAGGGCGCCGACCCGCAGCGCGAGAAGCUCAAACAAGAGCUCUUCGCCUUCCAUAAGACCGUGGAGCAUGGGUUCCCCAACCAGCCCAGUGCCCUGGCCUUCGACCCCAAGCUGUGCAUCAUGGCUAUUGGUACGAGGUCAGGAGCUAUCAAGAUCUAUGGUGCACCCGGUGUGGAGUUCACAGGUCUACACCAUGAUGCUGCCACUGUCACCCAGAUGCAUUUCCUGCCUGGCCAGGGCCGCCUCGUGACCCUGCUGGAUGACAACACUCUGCAUCUCUGGGAGAUCGUCCCUCACAAUGGCUGUGCCCACCUGGAGGAAACACUCAGCUUUCAGCCACCUAGCCGCCCUGGCUUUGACUGUGCCAGCACUCUGCCCAGUCUCUUCCGAGUCACUGUGAUUUUGCUGAUGACUGCGGGUAACAGGGCAGCCCUGGGCACUGAGGGCAGCAGCGUCUUCUUCUUAGACAUGGAUACACUGACACUGCUCGAGGGGCAGACCCUUGGCUCUGAUGAGGUUCUGCGGAGCCUGCCGGAAGACUACCGAUGUGGGAAGGCGUUAGGCCCCGUGGAGUCUCUACAGGGGCAUCUGCAAGACCCCAGCAAGAUUCUCAUCGGCUACAGCAGGGGCCUGCUGGUCAUCUGGAGCCAGGCCCAACACUGUGUGGACCGUGUCUUCUUGGGCAACCAGCAGCUCGAGAGCCUGUGCUGGGAGCGCAGUGGCAGCAUCAUUCUCAGCUCCCACAGUGAUGGCAGCUAUGCCAUCUGGCCUGUGGACUCGGGCAGCUCCUGCGUGCUGCAGCCCACGGCAGCCACCACACCCUAUGGCCCCUUCCCGUGUAAAGCCAUCAACAAGAUUCUGUGGAGAAACUGUGAAUCAGGGGGCCAUUUUAUUAUUUUCAGUGGUGGCAUGCCUCGUGCCAGCUAUGGGGAUCGCCACUGUGUGAGCGUGCUCCAGGCUGAAACCCUGGUGACCUUGGACUUCACCUCCCGAGUCAUUGACUUCUUCACCGUGCACAGCCCUCGGCCUGAGGAUGAAUUCGACAACCCCCAGGCCCUGGCCGUGCUGCUGGAAGAGGAGCUGGUGGUGCUGGACCUGCAAACAGCUGGCUGGCCGGCCGUGCCCGCCCCAUACCUUGCCCCCCUACACUCAUCUGCCAUCACCUGCUCAGCCCAUGUCGCCAAUGUCCCUGCCAAGCUGUGGGCCCGCCUUGUGAGCUUGGGCGAGCAGCAGAGCCCUCAGCCCACCUCCAGUGCCUCAAGCUGGCCCAUUACUGGGGGCCGGAACCUGGCCCAUGCACCAUCGCAGCGAGGGCUGCUGCUGACUGGCCACGAGGAUGGCACUGUGCGGUUCUGGGAUGCCUCGGGCGUGGCACUGCAGCCUCUCUACAAGCUGAGCACGGCCGGCCUGUUCCACACAGACUUUGAGCAUGCAGAUAGCCUGGGCCAGGCUGCCGAGGAUGACUGGCCACCCUUUCGCAAGGUGGGCUGCUUUGACCCAUACAGCGACGACCCCCGACUAGGCAUACAGAAGGUGGCACUCUGCAAGUACACAGCCCAGAUGGUGGUGGCUGGCACCGCAGGCCAGGUGCUGGUGUUGGAGCUGAGUGAUGUGCCAACUGAGCAGGUAGUUAGUGUGGCCAGUGUGGACCUCCUCCAGGACCGCGAGGGCUUCACGUGGAAGGGCCACGACCGACUGAGCCCCAACAUGGGGCCACUGUCUUGGCCAGCCGGCUUCCAGCCCCGAGUGUUGGUGCAAUGCCUGCCACCUGCUGCCGUCACUGCCAUCACACUCCACACCGAGUGGGGCCUUGUGGCCUUUGGCACCAGUCAUGGCUUUGGUCUCUUUGACUACCAGUGCAAGAGCCCUGUGCUGGCCAGGUGCACUCUUCACCCCAACGACUCCCUGGCCAUGGAGGGGCCACUGUCUCGGGUGAAGUCACUCAAGAAGUCCUUGCGUCAGUCUUUCCGGCGUAUUCGCAAGAGCCGGGUAUCCAGCAAGAAGCGGGCGGUGAACACUAACAGCAAGUUGCAGGAGGCCAAUGCCCAGCUAGCGGAGCAGGCCUGCCCCCAUGACUUGGAGGUGACACCUGUACAGCGCCGCAUUGAGCCCCGCUCAGCCGAUGACUCCCUCUCGGGUGUGGUGCGCUGCCUCUACUUUGCCGACACAUUCCUUCGAGAUGCUGUCCACCAUGGCCCUACCCUGUGGGCUGGCACCAACUCGGGCUCCGUGUUUGCCUAUGCACUGGAGGUGCCUACAGCGGCGGCAACAACAGGCAGCGAAAAGUGGCCAGAGCGGGUUGUAGAGGCUGUGCUGGGCAAGGAGGUGCAGCUGAUGCACCGAGCACCUGUGGUGGCCAUCGCUGUGCUGGACGGGCAUGGCCGUCCACUGCCCGAACCCUAUGAGGCUUCCCGGGACCUGGCACAGGCGCCUGACAUGCAGGGUGGUCACGCUGUGCUCAUCGCAUCUGAAGAGCAGUUCAAGGUGUUCACACUGCCGAAGGUGAGUGCCAAGACCAAGUUCAAGCUGACGGCCCAUGAGGGCUGCCGCGUGCGCAAGGUGGCACUGGCCACGUUUACUAGCGUGGCCUGCGAAGACUACGUUGAGACCUGCCUGGCCUGCCUCACCAACUUGGGUGACGUCCAUGUCUUCUCGGUGCCUGGCCUGCGGCCCCAGGUGCACUACUCCUGCAUCCGGAAGGAGGACAUCAGUGGCAUCGCCUCCUGUAUCUUCACGAGCCACGGCCAAGGUUUCUACCUGAUCUCUCCAUCGGAAUUUGAACGGUUUUCCCUAAGUGCCCGGAACAUCACAGAGCCGCUGUGCUCUCUGGACAUUUCCUGGCCCCAUGACACUACCCAUGUCAGCUACAGGCUCCAAGAGUUGUCCAAGCUGAGUCAGGCUAAUGGGACCCCAAGUAUCAUCCUGACCCCACGGAGCUGUGACAGGAGCCCAAGUCCUGCCCGAAGCAAGGGAGCAGGGGACACUCUGGAGCUGCCCGAGGCUCUGCCCUCACCUGUGUUCACAGACUCAGCCACCAGUGCUGAUAGCACACUGGACACCACGACUGGGGACGUAACAGUGGAGGAUGUGAAGGAUUUCUUGUGCUCUUCGGAGGAACCCCAGAAGAUCUUGAGGAACACGGCGCAGGACGAGGCAUGCGCCUGCACGCUCCUGAUCAAAUGA
Messenger RNA from Chrysochloris asiatica (Cape golden mole), 3207 nucleotides. It is a transcript of the gene LLGL1, whose product is annotated as lethal giant larvae homolog 1 (Drosophila). Gene Ontology annotation, cellular component: cytoplasm; plasma membrane; cortical actin cytoskeleton. Bases 1 to 3207 code for a protein of 1068 amino acids. The transcript has 22 exons. Gene Ontology annotation, molecular function: GTPase activator activity; myosin II binding. NCBI's taxonomy places the organism in Eukaryota, Metazoa, Chordata, Mammalia, Afrosoricida, Chrysochloridae. Gene Ontology annotation, biological process: cortical actin cytoskeleton organization; establishment of spindle orientation; regulation of Notch signaling pathway. The record is from RefSeq and is a predicted model, not a curated record.